Messenger RNA from Helianthus annuus (common sunflower), 2600 nucleotides. Its product is annotated as BTB/POZ domain-containing protein At1g67900. The record is from RefSeq and is a predicted model, not a curated record. The transcript is spliced from 6 exons. Bases 599 to 2455 code for a protein of 618 amino acids. Lineage: Eukaryota; Viridiplantae; Streptophyta; Magnoliopsida; Asterales; Asteraceae.
UAAAAGGAGAAAAAGUAUAGUUGAAAUCUUGAAAUUAUAUAAUUAUUCCUGCCUCUCUUUAUCUUUCCAUCCACCUACACUAAUAUUCCCAUUUUCUUUUUGCUAAAAAGUAUUUUGUUUUACUUAAUAAAUUGAUUUGUUCUCCUUUUGUAGACCCCCUUGAACAAUUUUCAAGUAUGUUACUUGAAUCUUUAUAUUUCUUAUACUUCCUUUGAGGAGAAACUCAUGAUUAAGGGCAAUAAAAAUCAUUGCGAAAAAUCAUUUUGUACAAGAUGACUCAAGGAAGGGCAGAGAUACAAUGAUUUAGAUCCUAACCCUGACCCGUUUCAAAACCGACCCGAAAAGGAAGUGGGCGCAGGAUAAGCACGUGGGAGUCGACUUUUGAACAUAGAGAGCACGCUGGCAUUUUCUCACACUUAAACAACGCAGUCUUGUUCUUGAUUGUUCCCACAACACAACUCUCUGUUAUUCAACCUUCUUCUCUGUUUCAGGUAUUGUUUCAUAAGAGAGAAAAAAAAUUGAUCUCCUUUCUUCUGUAAUCAUGGAAACAAUCGUGAAUUAAGGACAAAGUGUAGAUAAUUUGAGAAAAAAGUGAGCUAUGAAGUUUAUGAAACUUGGUUCUCGGCCAGAUACGUUCUACAAUUCAGAAUCAGUAAGGUCUGUUUCCUCUGAGGUUUCUAGUGAUCUUGUAGUGCAAGUGAAUGGAACAAGAUAUUUGCUUCAUAAGUUUCCCCUUUUAUCCAAAUGCUUGAGGCUACAAAAACUCUGUUCCGAAUCCCCCGAAUCGACCCAACAUCAAAUCAUCCAACUCCCAGAUUUCCCAGGAGGAACCGAGUCUUUCGAACUAUGCGCCAAAUUCUGCUAUGGAAUCACAAUCACACUCAGUGCAUACAACAUAGUAUCAGCCCGUUGUGCAGCCGAAUACCUUCAAAUGACCGAAGAAGUCGAAAAAGGCAAUCUUGUUUACAAACUCGACGUUUUCUUAAACUCUUGUAUCCUCAACGGUUGGAAAGAUUCAAUCAUUACCCUUCAAACCACCAAAGCUUUUCAAUUAUGGUCUGAAGAUUUGGGCAUCACUAGUAGGUGUAUCGAAGCCAUUGCGGCAAAAGUCCUUUCUAACCCUCUGAAAGUGAGCUUAUCGCAUAGCUAUUCGAGGCGAGGGAGGGAUAGAGAUGACAUUUCGGUUAAUGGAAGUAAAACUAACACAAGUAAAGGGUGGUGGGCUGAGGAUCUUUCGGAAUUGGGGAUUGAUCUUUACUGGAGAACAAUGAUUGCCUUAAAAUCGGGUGGUAAAGUGCCCGCGAAUCUUGUUGGUGAUGCACUAAGGAUUUAUGCAUCUAAAUGGUUACCGAAUAUUUCAAGGAAUCCCGAAAAUGGUGAAACCACAACAAAUUCGAGUUCUAAAAGUCGGUUGCUUUUGGAAUCCGUAAUUAGUUUGCUUCCAACCGAACGAGCUUCGGUUUCUUGUAGCUUUUUGUUGAAACUAUUAAAAGCGGCCAACAUUCUUCGCGCUUCGUCUUCUUCCAAAUCCGAGUUAGCAAGAAGAAUCGGGAUUCAACUAGACGAAGCAACAGUUUCCGAUUUGUUAAUCCCGAGUACUUCGAACGAUAUGACCUACGACGUCGAAGUAGUUUUUACCAUUUUGGAGCAGUUUAUGUUGCAAAGUCAAAGUCCGCCAACAAGUCCGGUGCAUGUUAAGGGCAGGUUCGAGCGGCAUAGAAGAUCACGGUCCGCAAAUAAUGGUGAUUUUGAGUUGCAAGAAAGUAGGAGGUCUUCUACAUCUUCUCAUAGUUCAAAGAUUAAAGUAGCGAAACUCGUCGAUGGAUAUUUAAAAGAAAUUGGUAAAGAUGUAAAUUUGCCGCUAUCAAAGUUUACUGCUUUAGCUGAAGCUAUUCCUGAUUUUGCUAGAUUGGAUCAUGAUGAUCUUUACAGAGCCAUUGACAUUUAUCUCAAGUCACACCCGAACCUCAACAAGACUGAAAGGAAGCGCCUUUGUCGAACACUUGAUUGCAAGAAGCUAUCUAUGGAAGUGUGCAUGCACGCGGCACAAAACGAGCUUCUCCCAUUGCGGGUAGUGGUACAAGUUCUUUUCUUUGAACAAGCGCGGGCAGCGAUGGCUGGCGGUCAGCUGACCGACCUGCCCAGCAACAUCAAAGCACUAUUAGCCGCCCAAGACGAUGCAUCAAGGCCACCCGGUUCAUUAAGCACCAACAGAAGCAUGGUGCAACCCGAAGACCAAUGGAGCGUUUCGGGCCUCAAGUCACCAAGCUCUAACAUCUCCACUUUGAGAAUGAAGUUAGCGGAAAACGAUGACUUGGAUGAAAAUUUCCACGAUGGGAUCUCGAAAACUCAUUCGUCAAAAGUGAAGCAACUUUGUUCGCUUCCUACUCGCCCCAAACGAAUGUUUAGUAAGUUAUGGUCGACCAACAACAGAAGCGCAAGUGAAAAAAGCUAAACGUCGGGGUAAGUCUCUAUUCUAUUCAUCUUUCUUGGAAAAAUGUCUUGUAAUGUUUAGAGAGUUGAAAAUGUGAAUCGUGGGUGUAAUCUAUGGUAAUAAAUAAAAAAGAAGAAAAAAUUUCUUUUCUUGAGAUAUUAUAUAA